GACUAUAUUUAUAUAAUUUGUAAAUAUUUAUAAUUUUAACCUGUUAACCAGAGAGGACGAAAGUAAUUUAUCACAAUAAUUUCUUUUUUCUUCUGAUAAAUUAAUAUAUGGAUAAUUUGUUAGUGCAAUUGAAAAAGAAACAUAUUUCCUAAUUCUUUAUUUAACGGUUUAUCCAAAGUUUUUAUCUAUAUCUUAACCAUUUCAUUUUUAUUUGCUUUUCAAUCGUAGUUUUUUUUCCUGGUUAACAGGUAAAAUAUUCAAUUUUUAAAUGAAGUUAAAUAAUAACAUUCUUUUUUAUGCAUCCUUCCUUGUCGACGAAUCUUUAAUUAAAUUUUAAUGUUAUGAAGAUCAUAAGUCAAUAAGUAUGAGUAAGACACCUGUUUCAAUACUACAAGAAAUGAUGGUGAAAAUGCAAAUGAUACCAAAUUAUGAAUUAAUACAUGAUGGUGGAGGCACACACGUGAAUACUUUCACUUACCGUGUUACAUGUGAAGGACUUAGUGCAACAGGUACUGGACGUAGUAAAAAAGAUGCAAAACAUGAGGCUGCAAAAGCUAUGCUUGAGAAAAUAGCAGCUCAUAGAGCUUAUCCUCAACUACCAGCUUCCCCAGCACAAUCUCCCAUAAAAACAUGUAUACCAACAGUUAUACCAGCUUCUCCAAGAAUUCCACCAAAUGAGCCUUUUGUAAAUGCAAUAGGUGCUUUACAGACAUUGUGUGCAGAAAAUAAUUUGCAAGAACCAGAGUAUAUACCUAUCAAUGAUGAAGGUCCACCACAUGCAAGAAUUUUUACUUAUCAAUGUGUACUUUCAACAUUUAAAGAAGAAGGAAUUGCUACUACAAAAAAACAAGCAAAACAUGAGGCAGCUAAAAAAAUGUUAAAUCGUAUAAAAGAGCUUGUUUCUGUUAAUUAUCCAGAAUUUCUGGAUAAUGAUGAACAAAGUCAACUUAAAAUAAAUGAUAUGAUAAGCAAUUCUAUUGCUGAAGCACGUUAUCCUCAGUUAAAUAGGUUUUCAUCUAAGAAAGUAAAUUUAGGUCUUAAAAUUUCUGACUAUCAUAUAAAAUUGAAAAAUUCUUUUAUGACGAUACGCCAAGAAUUAUUAACAAAUUUACAGUCAAUUAGACAUGAUACAAGUGAUUACAAUAUGGUAAAUACUAUUUUAUAUAGAUUACAAGAAAUUUUGACACCAUUAGCUAUUCAAGUAACUAUAACAUUGUUAAAUUCUAUAAAUCCAGAUAUUUUUGUUGUUAGUAUAGAAACUGAUACUUCUCCGUCUAUUGUACAAUGUAGUUCAGGGACAACUAAAAAAGAAGCUGAAUAUAAAGCAGUUCUUAAUUUAAUAGAUUCGAUUAUAUUACUCUUAAAAUAAAAUGUUUUGUAUGUAUAUAUGCUUUAUGUACUAUUAGAACAUGACAAACUGAAAUUUAUAUAUUUUCUACUUGCUAAAGGGUAUUUAAAAAUCGAAAAAAACAAAGUAGUUAACACAUAGUUAACAUACAGAUAUUAUUAAGUUAACGCUUCAUUUCUUAAAUUUCUGUAAAAUACAACUUCUAUAUUAAUUUUAAAUAUUGUAAAAACAUGAUUAUUUUCUAAUAAUUUUUUGUUAGCUAUUAUAAUUAAUUAUUGUAUUUAAAAUAAUAAAAAUGUUUGUAAAGAUUAAAUCACACUCGAUCACGUAUAUAAAUAUUUUUAUUAAUUUUAUUUACUUAAUGUCACAUAACAAUGCUACGCCACGUAAAGUCCAAUGACGGGGAUUAUGAUCAGUCUGAAAAUCGAUGGAACCAACAUAUUUUUGAUCAGUUCUUUGAGGUUUUCUAUAUAUAGGGCAUUCGUAAAGUUUUGGAUCUUUACCAGCAGUUGUAUUAAUUGCAUAUAUGUAAAUUACGGGCAUUUGUUCAUAUAAAACCUUCGGUUUACUCUCUAUAAGUUUUCCAGCCCUACGAUCAAGAGAUGCACCUUCUAAAAAUAAUCCAUGUACAUAAACUCCUUCUUGAGGUUGUUCUUUAAUAUCUUCUUUAUUAAAACGCGUUAUAAGAUUUUGUAAUACUACAGAAUCUAAAGCCCAACCUUUGUGUGCUCUAGUGACUUCCUAAAUUAUGUAAUAUUUUUAGAAAAACAGAAAAAAUUAUAUUUAUAUUAGUAUAUAAUAUAUAUUAUAUUAAUUAUAUUUAUAUUAAACAUACGUACUUGUCUCAUCGCUGUUAAAAAUCCUUGAGGA
Molecule: messenger RNA, 2218 nt
Organism: Vespa velutina
Lineage: Eukaryota; Metazoa; Arthropoda; Insecta; Hymenoptera; Vespidae
Product: RISC-loading complex subunit TARBP2-like
Exons: 3
Coding region: 365-1369 (334 amino acids)
Source: RefSeq, a predicted model, not a curated record